AAAGGAUUAACUCUCUUUGUAUAACUACUACGGAUAGUUCCACUACACAUACCCAGUAACACAAACGAGCACGUAAUGGCAUCUCGCUACCAAAGGUUUAUCCAUAGAAUAACAAGAACACAAUUAGAAACUGCAAAGUUUGGAUGGUAUUUAUUAACACCAAUUUGUAUCAUGUACUAUGUUGGGUUAGAUACAGAUACUAAAUUUAACUUACCUGGUUUCUGGCCUGAUCCAUCUACCUUAAAUCAAGUUCCUAAGGAACCCCAUGAAAUUCAAGCGGAAUUAGCCAGAAUAAAGAGAGCCAGAGCUGAAAAGAGAAGAAAAUUGGAAGAAAGGGCCAAAGAACUUGGAAUAACUGAAGAAGAAGUUCAACUGAGUGAAGCUGUUUAAACCUCAAGGUUAUCCAAACAUCAUUUUUGCAAAAAAAUAAAGAAAGAGAGAGAAAGAAAACUCUCCUUGUAUAUAGGCAACAUACUUCAUGAAUAAAUAUUGUAUUUGAACCUCCAAUAGGAAAGCAUCUAUGCAUUUCUACAACCUAUAAACUCGAGUUGUAAGAAUUUUCCGAGCUAUUGCCAAAUUUCGAUUGAAUCAUUCGUAGAUUAAAAUUCAAUUCUUCUAUAGUUGUAGGUGACAAUUUCAAUGCAUUGGAACUUGAGGCUUCUAGAAUUCGAUUUAACGAUGUAAUUAGUUCAAAUUCGUUAAUCAAAUCUGGCUUUCCAGAUUGCAAUAUAUCUUGCGAAUCAGCCUUUCCGAGGGAUGUCGGGGUUUGUUGACGAGAUUGUUGCAGAAACCCACUGGUAGCAUCCAUGGUAUUAUAUUGUGCACUUUGAUCCGAAAGUACAGCUUCAGGCAAUUGUACCAGUCCAUUUGGUUGCAGGGGUAAGUAGUGAUAGUUUAAUGAAUUAUUGGGUCUUUUCUUGUUCAUCUCAGACCAACUUUCUGGAAGCUUAUGUUUGGUUCGUAACAGACUUUCAUUGGAAGGAUAUUGCGGGAUCUGAGUUGUCGUUAAAGAUACUGUUGGGCUCACUGACGUAAACCUUGACAGUAGUGGAGUUGGAUGUUGGACUGAAUUAGUUUCCAAAUCUGCAGGAGUCAAACUUGGUGCUUUCAAAAGUAGUUGUUCAAUCAGGUUAUUUUCAAUCAAUCUCAGUUCUUCUUGAUAUGGAAAUUCAAAUGUGGUUGCUUUGCUAUUGAAAAACAACGAAUUGUUAGCUGCAGCAUCGCUUUCUCCAACGCCUGGGUACCAUUGGUCACUAAUUAAGUUGGAUUUUGCCUCUUUAUUCUGUUUCACUUUACUAUCAAAAGACUCCAGAAGACAGCUUCCAAUAAUUUCCGUAAUUGAAGCAUAGCUGAGGGUAACCUUGCCUCGUUCAUUCACUAAUCCUAGUAAUUCAUCUAUUUCCCAGGGUAUUACUACAUUAAGGUAUCUCAUUAUUUCUUCAAGUUUGUUGUAACUCUUGCUUUCAUCAUAGUUGCUCAUGCGGGUGUUCAAAGGUAAUAAUGAAUAUUCUGCCGCAGGCCUUGAUUUCUCACUGGGCCAAUCUUUACCUGCAAGUUUAAAAAGGUGAGUUUUCUUCCACGAUGAAAAAAUUCUUUCUUGGGUUAUAGAAUGCCAGGAACGUGUGAUCCAUUCAAUUACUCGAAUCAUGGGUAUAUGAUAGUCAGUUUCUGAAAGCACUUCCAAUCCUGGCGUAUUUGAAGAUAUAUCGUAUUUG
Messenger RNA from Spathaspora passalidarum NRRL Y-27907, 1715 nucleotides. It is a transcript of the gene PET100, whose product is annotated as Pet100p. The transcript is spliced from 2 exons. Bases 76 to 390 code for a protein of 104 amino acids. Gene Ontology annotation, biological process: mitochondrial respiratory chain complex IV assembly. The record is from RefSeq and is a predicted model, not a curated record. Lineage: Eukaryota; Fungi; Ascomycota; Pichiomycetes; Serinales; Debaryomycetaceae. Gene Ontology annotation, cellular component: mitochondrion; mitochondrial inner membrane.